Micromonas commoda is the source of this 1686-nucleotide messenger RNA. It is a transcript of the gene DHFR-TS, whose product is annotated as bifunctional dihydrofolate reductase-thymidylate synthase. The transcript has a single exon. Gene Ontology annotation, molecular function: thymidylate synthase activity; dihydrofolate reductase activity. NCBI's taxonomy places the organism in Eukaryota, Viridiplantae, Chlorophyta, Mamiellophyceae, Mamiellales, Mamiellaceae. Gene Ontology annotation, cellular component: mitochondrion; cytosol. Gene Ontology annotation, biological process: dTMP biosynthetic process; tetrahydrofolate biosynthetic process; one-carbon metabolic process. The record is from RefSeq and is a predicted model, not a curated record. The coding region runs from base 1 to 1572 and encodes 523 amino acids.
AUGGCGAGCGAAGCGUCCACGGUUCGCCCCUUCCAGGUGGUCGUGGCUGCCACCAAGGGCGAGAUGGGCAUCGGCUACCAGGGUGGCCUGCCCUGGAACCUCCCCAAGGAUAUGGCCUACUUCAAGGCGGUCACCUCCCAGGUGAACGAGCCCGGAACCAAGAACGCUGUGGUCAUGGGCCGCAAGACGUGGGAGUCCAUCCCGGCGAAGUUCCGACCCCUGCCCGGCCGCGUCAACGUCGUCCUGAGCCGCGGCCACACCCUGGUGGAGGCCGGCUCGGAGAACUCCGCGCCCGUGAACGGCGGCGGUAAGCCCGAGGUUCUCCCGGAAGGGGUCUUCCUCCGCCCCUCCCUCGAGGCUGCUCUCGAGCUCCUCUCCGCGCCCGAGCACGAGGCAGGUGUCGAGAAGGUCUUCGUCAUCGGCGGCGCGCAGGUGUACGCCGAGGCGAUGGCAUCCCCCCACUGCCAGGCCCUCCACCUCACCGAGGUGACCCCGCCGGCGGAUGAGCCAGAGAAGUACAAGUGCGACGCGUUCCUGCCCCAGAUCGAUCCCGCCAAGUUCAAGCUGUACGCCUCGGCCAAGCCGCUGAGGGAGAAGGACGGCGCCACCAUCCAGUUCCUGACCUACUUCGGCGUGGACCCUGGCACGGGCAAGUUCCGCUCGCCCGGAUCCAAGGUGCUCCCCGCGGGUGCCGUGGCGAAGGGGGUGCGACACGAGGAGAUGCAGUACCUCGACCUGAUCAAGGAGAUCAUGGAGGAGGGCAACGUGAAGGGUGACCGCACCGGAACGGGCACGAUUAGCAAGUUUGGCUGCCAAAUGCGUUUCGACCUUCGCCGCAGCUUCCCGCUGCUCACCACCAAGCGUGUCUUCUGGAGGGGCGUCGCGGAGGAGCUCAUCUGGUUCGUCAAGGGCUGCACCAGCGCCAAGGAACUCCAGGACAAGGACAUUCACAUUUGGGACGGUAACGGAAGCCGCGAGUACCUCGACAGCGUCGGCCUGGGUCACAGGGAGGAGGGUGACCUCGGGCCGGUGUACGGCUUCCAGUGGCGCCACUUCGGCGCCGAGUACAAGGACAUGCACGCCGACUAUACCGGUCAGGGAGUGGACCAGCUCGCGGAGGUGAUCGACAAGAUCAAGAACAACCCCAACGACAGGCGUAUCCUGCUCACCGCGUGGAACCCCGCGGCGCUCAAGGAGAUGGCCCUGCCCCCGUGCCACAUGUUCUGCCAGUUUUACGUCGCAAACGGUGAGUUAUCGUGCCAGAUGUACCAGAGGUCGUGCGACAUGGGCCUCGGUGUGCCCUUCAACAUCGCGAGCUACUCCCUGCUCACCUGCAUGGUGGCGCAGGUGUGCGGACUGAAGCCCGGAGACUUUGUGCACUGCUGCGGCGACACCCACGUGUACUCCAACCACGUCGAGCCCCUCUACAAGCAGCUCGAGAACGAGCCCAGGCCGUUCCCGACGCUCAAGAUCAACCCGGAGAAGAAGGACAUCGAUUCCUUCGAGUUCAGCGAUUUCGAGAUCGUGGAUUACGACCCGCAUCCCAAAAUAGCCAUGCAAAUGGCGGUCUAAAGCGAGUCGCGGUGGUGGGAUGAAGGCAGUAUGAGAAGCGAGAGGCGAACGCUCAAAAGUGCCCUUCACGGGGCGGCGAUAAAACUAUCAAUAACCACAUGUUGCUUCGCUAAA